UUCUUUGUCUUUCACGAGGCGGACGAGGGAAAGUCGCUCUUGUGCUUGAAGUCAAAAUAAACUAAAGCAGGACUUGAAUUUAAGUGAGAGAGAACAAGAACUUACCAGUCCUAUUGUGUACAAAUAUUGUCACAAAACUACAAAAAGUGCAAAUUAGUGCCAAGCUGUCUAAAGAAAUCAAGUGUUUAUUAAGCUGUUUAUGACAGUUUAGAACUUUCAUAUCUAAGAAGCUGUCCAGCAUGGAGGUGGAAACAGAUGUGUUAGCUGCAGUUUCAUCUACUGUAGAUAUACAGUCAAAUGAAUUGACAGAGUUUUCAUCUUCUGAAGAUUUGAAACCAGAUCUAUCGACCAUAUUUUCAUCUUCUGCUGGCAUCAAAACAGAAUUAUUGACAUUUUAUAAUUCUCAGAAUAUAAAACCUGACAUGACAUUUAAAACUUCUCAAGAUGUUAAACUUGAUAUUAGUUCAGAAUUUUCUUCUUCUAAUGACAUAAAAAUAGAACCAGAAUUAUCAUUUUUUAAUGUUCAGGAUUUAAAACCUAACAUGUCAUUUAAAACUUAUCAAGAUGUUAAACCUGAUAAUACAUUUUCAAUUGAAAAAAUUAAUAAGAAACCAGCUGCAUCAGCAGUAUUUUCAACAUCUGAAAAUUUAAAACCAGAAUUAUCACCUACUGAAAAUUUAAAACAAGAUUUCACAACAGAAUUUUUAUUUUUUGAGGAUAAACAAGAAAAUGGACUUGAAGAAAAUCUACAAUUGUCUAGGGACAACGGAAAUAAAAUUGUUUAUUAUAAUCAAACAUUUUCUCAAAGUUCUAAAAGUAAUAUGCAUAACAAUGUUCAUUCUGAAGAUAAGCCAUAUGAGUGUGAGAUUUGUCUUAAACAGUUUUCUCAAAUUUCUCAGUUUAGAAGACAUAAAAAGAUUCAUUCAGGAGAUAAACCACAUGAAUGUGAUGUUUGUCAUAAAAGGUUUUCUAGAAGUUCUCAUUUAAGAGAACAUAAAAAAGUUCAUUCAGGAGAUAAACCCCAUGAAUGUGAUGUUUGUCAUAAAAGUUUUUCUAGAAGUUAUAACUUAAGUGAACAUAAAAAGAUUCAUUCAGGAAAAAGGUUACAUGAAUGUGAUGUUUGUCAUAAAAACUUUGCAAAUAAGAAAGUGCUAUUACGACAUAAAAAUGUUCAUUCUGGAGAUAAACCAUAUGAAUGUGAUGUUUGUCUGAAAAGAUUUUCUAGAAUUUUUGUUUUAAAAAUGCAUAAAAAUGUUCAUUCAGGAGAUAAACCACAUGAAUGUGAUGUUUGUCAUAAAAGGUUUUCUAGAAUUUCUGUUUUAAAAAUGCAUAAAAAUAUUCAUUCAGGAGAUAAACCACAUGAAUGUGAUGUUUGUCAUAAAAAGUUUUCUCAUAGUUCUGGUUUAAGUUAUCACAAAUAUGUUCAUUCUGGUGUUAAGCCGUAUGAAUGUGAUGUUUGUCAUAAAAGGUUUACUCGAAGUUCUAACUUAGGUAAACAUAAAAAGAUUCAUUCAGGAGUAAGGCCACAUAAAUGUGGUGUUUGUCAUAAAAUCUUUGUGGAGAAGGAAGAUCUAUUACAACAUAUUAUUAUUCAUUCUGCAGAUAAACCACAUGAAUGUGAUGUUUGUCAUAAAAGGUUUUCUAGAAAUUUUGAUUUAAAAUUACAUAAAAAUGUUCAUUCUGGAGAUAAGCCACAUGAAUGUGAUGUUUGUCAUAAAAGGUUUUCUAGAAAUUCUGAUUUAAAAAAACAUAAAAAUGUUCAUUCUGGAGAUAAGCCACAUGAAUGUGAUGUUUGUCAUAAAAGGUUUUCUCACAGUUCUAAUUUAAGUAGACAUAAAAAGAUUCAUGCAGGAGAAAAGGUGUAUAAUUGUGAUGUUUGACCUAAAAGGUUUACUCGAAGUUCUAACUUAGGUAAACAUAAAAAGAUUCAUUCAGGAGAAAAGGUGUAUAAUUGUGAUGUUUGACAUAAAAUCUUUGCAAAUAAGAAUAAUCUAUUACAGCAUUAAAAAGUUCAUUUAUUAGAAAGGUCACAUGAAUGUGAUGUUUGUCAUAAAAAAUUUGUGGAUACAUAUAAAGGUUCAUUCAGGAGAUUAACCACAUGAAUGUGAUGUUUAAUAUAAUAUAAUGUUUUCUCAAUAUUCCAAUUUAAGAACACAAAAAUAUUCAUUCAGAUGAAAGGCCACAUGAUGAAUGUGAUGUUUGUCCUAUAAAAUUUGCUUGUAAGUGUGAUUUAUUAAGACAAUUUUUUUUCAUUUGGGAAAAAAUCCAUAUGAAUUUGAUGUUAAUCCUAAAUGAUUUACUCAGAAUAGUUUAACUACACAUAAAAAACUUUUUGGCCAUAAAUGGUUUUUUCAACGUUCUCAAUUAAGUGCACAUGAAAAAGUUCAUUUAUGAGACAAGCUAUAUGAAAGUGGUAUAUGUCAUUAAAGGUUUUCUAGAAGUUGUAGUCUAAAUGAUGUUUUUCACAAACGGUUUUCUCAAAUUUAAAUACUCAAAAAAAAUUCAUUCUAUAAGACAGAGGAAUGUGAUGUUUGUAAGGAAAUAUUUUCUUUUAAAUUUACUUCUUAUAGUCAAAAAAUUCAUCAUGCCUUAAAACCAAUUUUGCUAAAUGUUUUAUUUUAUUAAAUUAAAUGCAUUUGUAACAUGUUAUAUAUAGAUUUUAUCUUUCUUUACACCUCAAGUCAAUAUGAACUUUAUGCCAAAUCUCAGACUCCUCUCUGCAUACUAUGUGAUUGAAAAGAUAAUAAAAUAAAUUUCUUCACAUAAGGCUUUACAAUUUAAAGAUUAACCACACAUUUCAAUGUCAUAAAUUAACAUUAACUUUUUUUUUUACAAAAACAGCAUAAAAAUUAUAAAUUUGAAGAAAAGAAAUACUAGAGCUGCAAUUGUUACAUUUUGGUAUCUUAGUUUCAACGUAAUGUAAUUUUUGGCUUGUUAUUAUUUUAUUUUUUAUUCCUUACUAUUAAAAAAAUAGCCUUGUAAUCUAAAUUCUAUAGUAGUGAAUUAUUACAAAUUGUAACGUGAAAAUUUUAUAAAAUAAAAUGGCUAAAGUGUGUGUCAAAUUUUAUUAUUAUUGUUUUUCUCACAACAGUUUCUGUAUGUAAAUUCCAAUGAGGCCAAUGUGUUUUGAAUGCUGGGGUGUAUUUUACUCUCUUGUGAUGCUCCAAACCUUGUACUUGCAAGUUAGGUAAGGUCAGUGUCGGACAACAUUUGUUUGUUACUAAUGUUAGUGUGAGCGGGUGAAUGGAUGUCUUAUUUUGUAUUAUUUUAUUGUGUGCGAAUCUGCGUGAAUGGUCCACUUGACAGCGGCUACAGGGUUUCCGGUUCCGCACGAAGCGGUCAGUAAAAACUUACCGCUCGGAUAAUUUCUUUCUUUUGACCCGAGGCGAGAUGUAGAUCAGGUCAGUUCCUGUGUGGGCUCACCUCGUGCGUGAAGGUAUUUGUGUUUUUUAUUGUAUUUGUAUAUGUGUGAUUGGUAUGAAAGCGACUGCCGAUAAUUCUCGUUUUCUUUCUUUUUCGUCUGAAAAGAGAUAGUGGGCAUUGGCUUGUCUGGCAUACUCGUGGUGUUUUCUUUUUUGAAAGAUUUGAAAUGUAUUUUGGUAUUUUCUAAAACCCUUGGCGUGUUUUAGA
This is a messenger RNA of Physella acuta, 3630 nucleotides long. Its product is annotated as zinc finger protein 883-like. Gene Ontology annotation, biological process: regulation of transcription by RNA polymerase II. NCBI's taxonomy places the organism in Eukaryota, Metazoa, Mollusca, Gastropoda, Physidae. The record is from RefSeq and is a predicted model, not a curated record. Gene Ontology annotation, molecular function: RNA polymerase II cis-regulatory region sequence-specific DNA binding; DNA-binding transcription factor activity, RNA polymerase II-specific.